AUCUUGUUUGAGAAAUAGCGGUUGCCUUGGCAACCCCAGGCGUGGGACUGUUUGAGGAAAUGAAAGCGUAAGAAGCAUGGCUGUGCUACACUGGGCAGAUGCGCUUAGGAAAGCCAAGAAAACCGCUUUAAUAUCUGAAGGGAAAAGGAAAGUUCAUUAUCUGUUUGAGGAUGGCAAUGAGAUGGCUGAGGAGUACGACCUGAAAACAGAUGAACUUGUUUUGCGAAAGUGGCGACAUAAAACCACCUUUGGAGGGCAGGGGCAGUGGACAUGGGAAGUUGGUGAAACAACCCCAGAUGGCAUUACCUCUGAUUUAAUAAAAGAGAACAGUUCAAAUCCAUUGUUCAUGCGCAAGGACACAAAGACCAGUUUCCAAUGGAGAAUCCGUAAUAUUUCAUAUCCUAUUGAAGUCUACAGUGUGUCAGUAGAGCCCAUGGAAAGAUGUUGUGUCAUUCGAACCUCAAACAAAAAGUACUAUAAGAAGUUCAGUAUUCCAGAUCUCGACCGUUGCCAGCUGCCGUUGGAGAGCACAGCCUUGAGUUUUACCCACGCCAACAACACUUUAAUCAUCAGCUACAAGAAGCCCAAAGAGAUUUUAACACUGGAACAGGAGCUGCUUGGGGAACUGAAGAAACUGAAGGGGACAAGUGAAGGAGAUAUUGACUGUAAAACUCAGUGAACUGCUGUGGAUCCAGAGCCUUUGCAUUAUUGUAUUUGUCUGGCAGCGGUUCUGCACGUUCACUUCAGCUCUGUGUCUCACCUUGGCAUGUUUCUGUCAGCCUUGUGCAUCCAAGCAGCUCAUUUUCGAUGUGUGUUAUUAUUUUACUAUUUUCAAUGUAGAAUUUCAAAUGUUGUUCUGAUUGAUGUUCCUACGAUUGUUAAAUAAUGCUAAUUCAUUGGCUGAAAUAAAAUAAAAUUAUUAUAAGAA
This is a messenger RNA of Ctenopharyngodon idella (grass carp), 928 nucleotides long. It is a transcript of the gene dpcd, whose product is annotated as deleted in primary ciliary dyskinesia homolog (mouse). Bases 77 to 679 code for a protein of 200 amino acids. The transcript has 6 exons. NCBI's taxonomy places the organism in Eukaryota, Metazoa, Chordata, Actinopteri, Cypriniformes, Xenocyprididae. The record is from RefSeq and is a predicted model, not a curated record.